AUGACUGGACCCGUCACUCCGAUCGCCCUACAAGCUCCACCGGCACCAAAGUUGAGCAAGAAGCAGCAGAAAAAGAUUGCCAAGGCCAAGGCUGACGCCGCUGCCAACGGUGGACCGACCCUUCCUCUCUCGCCUAUCACCACUCCCGAAGAACUCCAAGCCGAACUCAAAUUUGUCCAAAAGCUCGAAUCGACCGAAGCCCUCGUGAUGAUGACCCAGAUCCUGGACUAUGACCUUUCCCAGACGGUCAAGGGACUUGGUGGCCGUAUCCUUCGUCGCAUGCUCGGUGCUGGUUCGUUUUUCAAGCCAUUGUGUGUGACGCUCGGGUUGCUCGCGUUCCAUUGGCCUUUCCACUCUGCGACUUUCUAUACUUCGAGCACCAAGAGGCCUAUUGCGAGGAGUGCGGCUGUCCUCCGUGCUAUUGCCGAGUGGAACGAUCAACGACCACGUGCUGAGAGGUGUGCAGUUCUUCUUGAUCCGACCUACCAACACGGUGAUGGUGAACGCGCCAUUGCUCCUUCCGGUUGGACCGCUACUCCUCUUCCUCCCUCCCACGUCGUCGAUCUCCGCGCGUACAAGAACAAGACUGUCGCCGAGUAUCUCAUGGCCAUCAAGUACCGCGACCAGGAAGGAAACUUCAAGAAGGCCAACGGAGAGGUCGUCGAGAGUACCGAUUUCACCGACGGCCAAUGCGCCGAGGUCAUGCGUCUAUGGCACCAGAUCGCUGAAAAGCGUACGGGUGAAGGUGAAACUGCCGUCCUCGCUACUCCUGAUGAAGGCAUGUUGAUGCAACUAUCGGGUGGCUCCAAGGGUGACCGCUCGCUCCUCUUCCUCCGCGCCGAAAACAAGACUAUUGCCUCGUGCGUCCUCUUCCGUCUCGGCGACACCAUCACGUCCGACCUCCAAAGCCUCGACUACGAACUCGCUCGUCCACUCAAAGCCUAUUUCGUGAUGAUGCAACAUACGAUUGGGAUCGCGCUUCGAGAAGGCAAGAGCUUUGUGGACUUUGGGCCGACGACACCCAAGCCCAAGUUGGAUAUCGGAUGCACGAGUGUAGGGAUCACGGGUGCGAUGUAUGCUUCGUCGGCGUUAUUGAGAGCGGUGAUUAGAGUCGCGGCAGGGAAAGUUACCGAGGGGAGGAGACUCGAGCGGUGUCGGAUAGCCAUGUGCUCCAUAUCCAA
Acaulospora colombiana is the source of this 1181-nucleotide messenger RNA. The record is from the annotation of a GenBank genome assembly. Lineage: Eukaryota; Fungi; Glomeromycota; Glomeromycetes; Diversisporales; Acaulosporaceae.